Messenger RNA from Arabidopsis lyrata subsp. lyrata, 1515 nucleotides. Its product is annotated as transcription factor HHO5. The transcript has 5 exons. Gene Ontology annotation, molecular function: DNA binding; DNA-binding transcription factor activity. The record is from RefSeq and is a predicted model, not a curated record. Gene Ontology annotation, biological process: regulation of DNA-templated transcription. Bases 211 to 1275 code for a protein of 354 amino acids. NCBI's taxonomy places the organism in Eukaryota, Viridiplantae, Streptophyta, Magnoliopsida, Brassicales, Brassicaceae.
AUUCUUUGUUCCAUUUAAAGAUAAAUCUAAUUUUGUAAUUUACAAAAACACCCUCAAAGUCUCCACUUAUUUACAGCGGCUACGAUUCACCGCGUCCUUCAUCUUCUUCCCUAAUCCCUUUUUCUCAUUUCUUCUUCAGCUUCUUGUUCUUCUUCUAUAUAUACGUCUUUAAGCUGCUUCUCUUUGUCUUUAUCUUGUCCGUUUAUCCGAAUGGUUCAAACAGAAACAGAUCAAAGGAUGGGUCUUAAUCUGAAUUUGUCUAUCUACUCUUUACCAAAACCCUUAUCUCAAUUUCUCGAUCAAGUGUCGAGGAUCAAAGACCAUCAUUCGAAACUGUCUGAAAUCGAUGGUUAUGUCGGGAAAUUAGAGGAAGAGAGAAAAAAAAUCGAUGCUUUUAAAAGAGAACUCCCUUUAUGCAUGCUCUUAUUGAACGAAGCGAUUGAGGCGUUGAAUGAAGAGGCUAGAAAAGGGUCAUCAGUGAUGGCAUCAAAUGGGAAAUUCGAUGAACGUGAAGGGGCAAAACCGGAAACUGAUAAGAAGAGCUGGAUGAGCUCUGCCCAGUUAUGGAUCUCGAACCCUAAUUCUCAAUUGCAAUCGACAAACGAAGAAGAAGAUCGGUGUGUGAGUCAGAACCCAUUUCAGACAUGUAACCAAGGAGGGGCAUUUCUGCCAUUUAACCGUCCUCCACCUCCUCCACCACCAGCUCCUCUGUCUCUCAUGACUCCAACAUCAGACAUGAUGAUGGAUUGUAGCAGAAUUGAGCAGAAUCAUCAUCAUCAUCAUCAGUUCAACAAACCUUCUUCACAGAGUCAUCACAUUCAGAAGAAAGAGCAGAGAAGGAGAUGGUCACAGGAACUUCACCGUAAAUUCGUUGAUGCUCUUCACAGGCUUGGAGGGCCACAAGUGGCUACACCAAAGCAGAUUAGAGAUUUGAUGAAAGUUGAUGGUUUAACCAAUGAUGAAGUCAAGAGCCAUUUACAAAAAUAUAGAAUGCAUAUCCGUAAGCAUCCGCUGCAUCCGACAAAGACUUUGUCAUCGUCGGAUCAGCCCGGUGUGUUGUCAGAGAGAGAAUCACAGAGCUUAAUAAGUUUGUCGAGGUCGGAUUCGCCACAAAGCCCACUUGUUGCAAGAGGGUUGUUCAGUAGUAAUGUUGGUCAUAGCUCAGAGGAAGAUGAGGAGGAGGAUGAAGAAGAGGAGGAGAAAUCUGAUGGACGUAGUAGCUGUAGAAAUGAUGAAACAAAGAAGAAGAGACAAGUGUUGGAUCUUGAGCUUUGAAAUUCGGCCUAGUGAAUGAUAUAAUCAUACCAACUUAUGUUAUAUAUGCUCAAAACUUGAGUUUGUUCGGGAGUUUUUGUAGAUGUAAACAUGAGAGUUGAAAUAAGGAAGAGGUUUUUUUUUUUUUGCAAGAGGAAAUAGAUAGAAGAGAGUGAUCAAAAUCCUCUGGUUUGUGUUUUUGUUUUUUUGUUACUUCAUAAGAAAGGUAAACUCAAAUAUCAAAGAUUUUGUUUUUUUACU